Hypanus sabinus (Atlantic stingray) is the source of this 10260-nucleotide messenger RNA. RefSeq names its product ankyrin repeat and LEM domain containing 1 (gene ankle1). The record is from RefSeq and is a predicted model, not a curated record. The transcript is spliced from 9 exons. Lineage: Eukaryota; Metazoa; Chordata; Chondrichthyes; Myliobatiformes; Dasyatidae. The coding region runs from base 120 to 4139 and encodes 1339 amino acids. Gene Ontology annotation, molecular function: protein binding; endonuclease activity.
CAUCUCUGACGGAUAGGAUGAACAGCCAGUAGAAAGACGAGAGUUAGGCUGUCCAGAUGCGGAUUGGAUGAGAUGCUCCCGUGUGGCGUUUGGACGCGGUGGCGGCCGAUGUGCGAUGAAUGAUGAAUGGGGAGCACCGAGCGCGGCGCCUACAUCGAGCGCUGCGCCAGCAGGAUUCUCGGUCCUUGGAGAAAUGGCUGAAGGACAGUGCAGAUCCCAGCCUGGUUCUGCCAGAGGGAAUUGCAGCCAUUCACCUGGCUGUAGGACAGGACACAGAAGGCGCAAUACGCUGUUUAAAACUUCUCCUGCAGUACGGAGCUGAUCCCAAUGUCAGAUCAUCUGAGGAUCUCACUCCAUUACACGUCGCUGCUUCCUGGGGAUGUAUCAAAUGUGUGAAGCUGUUGCUGAGAAACGGGGCAGAUCCGAGUCUGCUGGACCAGGAUGGACAAAGUGCAGUUGACCUGGCCAGGGAGCAGGGGAAUGUGAAAUGCUGCCAGAUCCUACAGCAGUACCAGGACUACAGUCUGCUAGAGGACACUGAGGAAGACGUACCAGCCUUUCGCUACGUGGGUUUUCGAAGAGUGAGCAGUGCUCUUUAUUCCUCCACCAAUCUGGCCGAGCCUGGUUAUGCUGACUCCUGCAAGCCCUCUGUACUACCUGGAGAACCUGAGGAAUUUGGUGCAGUCAGCAGAACGUGGAAAACUUUGUCUGAGGGUCAGUGGGAGUUUGUGUCCUCUGCCGGUGCACUAAGCUACUCUCUGAUGAACGGCUCCGAUGAUCCUUUGGGAGAAGUCACAUCGGUUUGGUCUCAAGCCUGCGGACAAUCAACAUCUACAAAGCCACCCAGUUUGCGUGGCACCAGUGGUAUUCCAGAAGACCGAGGUGAAGGGAAAGUUGUUGAAGACGCAGAGCAUGCCAGCUGUGCGUUGUUGAGUACCUGCCUGUCUAGUUUUGGGAAGUUUGAAGAGCAGGCUUUGAAAGGAUUGGUUUCUGGGGCUGACCCUCUGACAGACCGUUCACCAUCAGAACAUUUCUCCACCUGUCCUCACCCUGUCACAGCAGAACAUUCAUGUGCUCUACAAACCUUGGCCGUUUCACUUGAAGGAAAAGAAGUUUCCCAGGGUGGUGGCCCCAUUGGUGACACUGAGUGGCUCUCUGAGCUGGACUGUACCUGUCCUCUGACAACAAAAUCCCAAACCUACGUAUCUCCAUCCGAUGGAUUGAAUGUGGAUUCUGAGCUUCUGGUGAGACUGCCCAAGGGUAAAGGCACUGAUGUGACCUCCCCAGACCAUAUCUAUGAAUUUACCCAUUCAAAUGUGACCUUCUUAACGGAUUUGGACAAAACCACUGCAGUUAUUGAAGGUCAGGUCUCAGAUUGUGAUGGCUCUCUGCACAUUGAGUGUGUCCAUUCUGAAGGUAACGUUUCUACAUCUGGAGGCAGCUCCUGUUGUAGCUGUGUCAGUGAUUCUGAAGUCUUUGCCAGUUCCGUGGGAAACUUCAACAAUGUGUAUCAACCACAACCAGACAGGGAGGAUCCGAUAAUUCUAGCAGACCAAGGCUGUCUAUCCACACCACCAGUUCCUUCAGCCAGUUACGGGGGUUCUUCUCCUUCAAGGUGUCGAAGCGGAAUUGUCCUACAGCAGUCCGAAUCCAGGCCAAGAUGCAAUGUCUCCCAGUGUUGUCCAGACUCCAGGCAGACACCCCAGUUCAAUGGUGUCCGGCUAUUUGACGAAAAUCCGGCUGCCACCCCUUUUUCAGGGGGUACUGUAUGGUCCACGUAUUGUCCAGGUUCCCAAACUCCGUAUACAACUGGCCAGCAGAACAGCUCACUGACCAACCCAGGAGCCGGAGGGUGUGUGCAGGGGGGAGUCGCCCGCACCAGUGGCUGUUGGGGCCAGAAGGAGAAGGUGAGGAUGGAGAAAGAACAAGUGGUGCCUGGUGACAGAAGUGGAUCUCACCCCCUGAUAAUCCCGGCUGAGAGCACCGAGGAGCAGAGCGAGCCAGAAAAUCAGCCAGCCAGAGAACCCAGUCCCGCUGGAAGUCAGGUGGAAGUCGAGGGUGUCCUGGGUUCCAGCAUGAAUUGUUCACUUCCUGACCAAGCAGAGCAGCAAGGCCCUGGGGGAGUAUUCAGCCAGGGGGAAGAGAACAACACACGAGCAAACUUGGACCAGAAACAUCUGCUGGUUGAAGACAGAGCUGUCUUGCAAAUGAAAUCCAUGAACAACAGGCCUUCUGAGGGAGGACCGCCAUCAUUUGAGCAAAGCCUGUCACCUUUCGUUACCAUACGCACCAGGAAACGAUUGGCCAACCCGGCACCUCAGAUCUGUGACUCUUCACUCUUCGACCAGAGCAUUCCCAUAGUGACCAGAACCAGGAGAGUACGAAGGCAGCAGGAGAAUCUGGGGCCUCGUUCCAGCUGGUUCUGUCCCUAUGGUAAUGUGUCUCAUGAUGGUGAGGGUGAGGAUCACUCACUCUUCCCCACUCACUUUCCAGCUGACUUUGACACUGUCCCCUUUGUCCUGUGUGACAGUGACAAGGCGGCCAGUGGCCAGGUAUGGGGGUCAGCUGCUGCCCACACAGUCCCUUUUUCCAUAGAAAGAGAGGCUCGAGUCUUCCCUCUGUCCUGUGAUGAACAUGACAACAGUGUGAGUCUGCGGAGGAGAGGUCUGGCCAGCAGUGGCGAGGAGCAACAGACCCCAGCCUUUCCCCCUCGGGAGAGCCCUGCCGAACCAGAGAAGAACCAAGUGGACCCGCUGGCCAGCGGGCAGGUGGGGACAACAUUGCGACUGAAUGGUGCCAUGGAGGACGAGCGCUGUGACCCGGCACUGAAAGCCAUCAUCCUGUGCUCCCCCGCGGAUGCUGUGACGGUGGUGGACAGCUCCAGCACGAGUGGGCUGACAGAGUUCCCUGGCAUUCCCAAACACCAAUCUAUGGUGUGUCCACGUCUGGUGCUACUCAGCGGAGGACCCGAUGCUCAGGGCUGGGACUGCGGUGAGCUUGCGUGUGCCAGGCUGAAGAACAGUAAUUCACAGUCAGAGGAUCAGAGAGAAAUCUCCAACCAUUCCCCGGCACCGGUGGCAAGCCAGCUGUCUCACACAGAGUGUGAGGGACCCUUGCAUGACCACCCAGUACCACUGUCGCCCGGUGGACGUCCAGUCAGCUGUGGAGUGGGCGAGGCGGUGGAGUAUCUAUACACUGACGCCAAGGGCAGCCCCGCCCUGAUCGAGUGUUGCUUCCCCUCCAGGGAUAACACCUGCCAAAACACAACCAGCUCCAGCACUGAGGACACCAUCCUCUAUGAUUGGAAGGCCUAUCGAAGGGCUGAGGGAGGUACUGAGGAGAAGGAGAAUAUCCCGCAGAGUGAUGAGAGGCUGCCUCCUCACCUCCAGCUCCUGUCCAACAGGCAGAUCCUGCGACAGCUGCGGGAGUGUGGAGAGGACCCUGGACCGGUGACCGACCUGACCCGGGGUGUUUACCUGCUCCGUCUGCAUCAGGUACAGAAGGAGCCCCGUCCCCGGGCAGCAGGCUACAGCCCUGAGCUGGCUCAGAGUUUGGACAAGUUUGUCUUCCCGGAUUGCAGUCGGGAUGAAAUGGCAUUAGUGCAACAGUUUGAUCAGCCAGACCCAAAGCGCUGGUGGAGGGAAGGUGUCGUCAAGUCCAGCUUCAACUACCUACUGCUCGACCCCAGGGUGACGAAGAACCUGCCAACUCGCUGCCAUGUCCUGAGCCCUGCAGAGUGUUUCCAAACAUUCAUCAGCUCCAUCUUCUAUGUGGGCAAAGGCAAACGUUCUCGAGCGUACUCUCACCUCUACGAGGCACUCAAGCACUUCAAAGGUGGAAACCAGCAGGUGAAUGCCAAACUGAAGCACAUCAUGGACAUCUGGAAGAGUGGAUCUGGGGUGAUCUCCUUGCAUUGUUUCCAGAACGUUAUCCCAGUGGAGGCUUACACACGGGAAGCCUGUAUGGUGGAUGCUCUGGGCCUGCGGACACUGACCAACAGGAAGCGUGGGGUCUACUAUGGACUGGUGGCCACCUGGCCCCUGCGGCGGAGGCGACAACUUGGCGUCCACUUGCUGAAGCGAGCGAUGGAGAUUUUCCUGGCUGAAGGCGAGAGGCAACUCCGCCCCGCUGAUGUAUAGACGGCUGCUGCCACUGGAGGAGUGAGGGGCUAGCGGACCGGAGCUGCUGUCCGUGAGUGUGAGCCAGACGGGGAGACUGGCACUCUCUGACCGCCAGCCCUUGCCACCCUCAGGGUUAUGCAAUGUCUGGAUCCCUCAGCGAAUAGAGGGAUCAGCCUCCUCUUUCAGUAGGUGAAGUGGGAGAUGGGAAGACCCUCCCUUGCUAGAAGGGAGGGAGCACCUCAUCUCUGACUGUGGGCAGGAAGUAGUUCAGCCCCUCUUUCAAUGAGUGGAGUAGGAGGGAGAAACGCCAACCAGUGUGGGAGGAGAGCAGUUCAGCUUUCUCCAGCCCCUGGAAUGGCAGGUGGGAGCUUCACACUGACAUUGACUUUAUUCUGCUUUUGUAACAUGGUCUUGUUGAUGGGGACACUUCUGCCUCUCAUUGCCCGGACGGUAGGGGCUGCUUGCGAGCCAGUCUUCAGAUGGAUGUUAUGGUUCCUGUGCCGCAGGGCGUCUGUGAGCGAGGCUGGUGUCUGGCAGUCUCUGCCCCUCGGUGAGGAGAUGUUUACAGAGUGCUCUGGGUUUGAGUCCUACGGCUGCUGAUCUGGGAUUGGAGGAGGACUGAUAGAUUUUUUUGUGCAGGAGGAACCAUGGCCCUGGUGGUCUCUGCCUGGGAUUCGUGAUCUGAGCCCACUGUGUUUCCGCAUUCUGCUGCUCUACACAUACCUUCUACCAAUGAGUUCACCAGGUCUGACCUAACACAACACACGUGUUUACCAACAGAAUGCAGACAUUGUGUACACCACAGCCCUCUGAUCACGAUGCCAACCUUGUGUCCCCAAGGUAACACGACAGGUUACAGUACUGACUCUGUGUCCGAGGACAGGUGAAAAUCGUUCAGAUCAGUGUUUAUGUGACUCCAGACCAACUCCCAGCAACAGACCUGGGAUCAAGUAAACGGACACAUUCUAAAUCUGGGGAAAAGUGCAAAGUAGACCUUUCCCAAGUCACCUGCAGCUUGUGUGACUGUGCCUGGUUCAGGGUUCUCAUCUGUCAGUCACUGACUCAUGGCAGUCUCGCCAAGAUGAGCCUGAACGUUUCGAAGGACUUGCUGAAUCGCAUUCUAAAGCGGGAACUUUCUGUGCUGUACUCUUCCUUCUCCCCACCCAGAAUUCGAGGAUGAACGACAGUGUGGCAGAGACGGUGCUUCUCUGCCCUCGGACCUUGCUGGUGCAGGAAUGUGGCUCCAUGAAUCGGGAAAUCUGUCGCCAUGUGUCCCUGUCUCUGGCUACUGAAAGUGAACUCUAACUGGUUACCAACAAUGGAAACCAGCUGUUGUCACUAUGCCUGCUGCACUGGGUUUCCGAAAAGCACUUUUAAUCUGUAAAAUUAUUUUUUUGUAUAAAAAAACAUGGAUUGUAUUUUUGAGAAAGUAACUGAAUUAUCUGAUACACAUGAGAGAUUCUGCAGAUGCUGGAAAUCUGGAGCAAUACACAUAAAAUGCUGGAGGAACUCAGUAAGUCAGGCAGCAUCAGUGGUCCUGAGGAAGGGCCUCAUCCUGAAGCAUUCACUGUUUAUUCCUCUCCAUUGAUGAUGCCUGACCUGUUGAGUUCCUCUAGUCUUCUAGACCAUAAGACAUUGGAGCAGAAUUAGGCCAUUCAGCCGAAUAAGUCAGCUCCACCAUUCCAUCAUUGAUUAUUUCUCUCAACUCCCUUGUUCUGCUUUCUCCCUGUAACCUCUGAUGCCCUGAAUAAGUAAGAACCUAUCCAGCUCCAACAUAAAUAUACCCAAUGACUUGGCCUCCGUUCACCAUCCUCUGAUCGCUUCUGUUCAGAAUGGAUGUCCCUCUAUUCUGAGGCUGUGCACUCCAGUCUUAGACUCCCCCGCUAUAGGAAACCUCCUCUCCACAUCUACUCAAUACUUGAUGGGUUUCCAGCAUGUGUAACAAGCGACCAUGUUGGUGCACUCUUCCCCCUGGCCGUGACUCUUCUCCAAAGAUGAGCAUCUCUGGUCACCCCCACGCCAAAGGUGAAAUGCCUUGGUGUUGGACGUCAGGGUUGUUGAUGGGCAGAGGGAGAGAACAGGCUGUAGGGGGAUGAGACUGGGCUGAUGUGGGAGAUCUCCAGCCUCCUGAAAAACCACAUUUACACCGGGUGCACCGGGCUGCAGCUUCUCAACGUGUUCAGGAACUGGAGCUGCAUCUUGAUGAUCUUUGGCUCAUACAGGGACCUGAGAAGCUACAAGGGGGAAGUCACUACAAAGUUGAAGGAGGCAGCUAAAUGGGUGACUGUUAGGAGAAGGAAGGGAAAUGGACAGCUAGUGCAGAGUAUCCCUGUGACUGUUCUCAAUGAUAAGUAUACCACUUUGGAUAUUAUUGAGGGGGCAACUUGCCAUGGGGAGCCACUGCGACCCAGAUCUCUGGCACCGAGUCUGAUACAAUGGAUCAGAAGGGAAGGGAGGAGAAGAGGACUGCAAUAGUGAUAGGUGGAGGAGUAGACACAAGAUUCUGUGGAUGUGAUGGAGACACCCGAACAGUAUGUUGCCUCCCUGGUGCCAGGAUCAGGGAUGUCUUAGAUUGGGUCCAUGAUAUUCUAAAGGAGGAGGGUGAGCAACCAGCGGUCUUGGGAUACAUUGGCACCAAUUACAUAGGUAGGAAAAGUGAGGAGGUCCUGAAGAGAGAAUUUAAGGAGUUAGGAAGAAAGCAGGACCUCAAGGUUAGUAAUCUCUGGAUUGCUGCAUGUGCCACUCACCAGUGAGGAUAAGAAUAGGAUGAUUUGGCAGAUGAAUAUGUAGCUGAGAAAUUGCUGCAGGGGUCAGUGUUUCAGAUUAAUGGAUGAUUGGGAUCUCUUCUGUGGAAGGUGUGACCUGUACAAAAUGGACAGAUUAUAUCUGAACCCAAAAGGGACCAAUGUCCUUCAGGCAAGUUUGCUAGAACUGUUGAGGAGAUUUAAACUAAUUUGGCAGGAGGAUGGUAACCAGGAGAUGGGGCUGAGGAUAAGUCUUUUGGUUUACAAGCAGAAGCAAUGCGUAGUGAAACUAUUAGGAAGGAUCGGAAAAUGACGGUAAAAUUGCUCUCAGUGCAAAAAGGAGACAAAAUGAAAAAGGGUGAAGGAUACAGGACUGAAGAUGUAUAAUUGAAUGCAUGCAUUAUAUGAAAUAAGAUGAUCUUGUAGCACGUUUAGAGAUCGGCAAGUGUGACAAUGUGGGCAUCACUCAGUCUUUGUAGAAAGAAGAUUAUAAUUCGGAGCUUAACGUCCAAUGCUACACAUUGUAUCAAAAGGACAGGCAGGAGGGCAGAAGGGUUGCAUGGCUCUGUUGGUAAAAAAAAUAAAAUUAAAUCCUUAGAAAGAGGUGAUAUGGGAUUGGAAGAUGGAGAAUCUUGGUGGGUAGAGUUAGCCUACAAGGGUAAAAAGACCCUGUUGGGAGUUCACAAUACGGGCCCAGGAUGUGGGCUACAAAUUACUACAGGAGUUAAAAAAGGAAGACCAAAAGGGUAAUGUUACAAGAGUCGGGAGUUUCAAUAUACAGGUAGAUUGUGAAAAUCAGGUUGGUGCUGUUCAAUUCCAAGAAAAUUUGUAGAAUGCUUACAAGAUGGCUUCUUUGAGCAGCUUGUUGAUUCUGCUGGGGGAUCAGCUGUUCUAGAUUAGGUGUUGGACAAUGAACCAGAUUUGAUUAGGGACCUUAAGGUAAAGGAACUCUUAGGAGACACUAAUCACAACAUGAUAGAAUUCACCAUGGAAUUAAGGAGAAGCUAAAGUUGGAUGUAUCAAUAUUACAGUGGUGUAAGGGGAAUUACAGAGGCAUGAGAGAGGGUCUGGUCAAAGUUGAUUUGAAGGGGACACUAGCAGGGAUGACAACAAACCAGCAAUGGCUGGAGUUUGCGGGAGUAAUUUGGAAGUUGCAGGACAGAUAUAUUUCAAAGAAGUAUUCUAAUGGCAGAAUGAUGCAACACUGGCUAACAAGGGAAAUUGGAAUCAACAUAAAAGCAAAAGAAAGACAUAUAAAAGAGCAAAAAUUUGUGGGAAGUUAGAGGAUUGGGAAAACUUUAAAAACCAAAAGAAGGCUACUAAAAAGAGCCGUGUGCAGAUGAAAUAUGAAGGUAAGCUAGCUGACAAUAUCAAAAGUGAUACCAGUUUUUUUUUUCAAGUAUAUAGAGUGGGAAGAGUAGAUAUCAGACCACUGGAAAAUGACACUGGAGAGGUAGUAAUGGGAGAUAAGGAAAUUGUGGAUGAACUAAAUACGUGGAAAAGGAUAUAGUGUUUCCCUGGCGUAUAUGACAAAUUAACUCUUCUGGGACUUCCAGUCAGGUACAGGUAUCAAAACAAGCCAACAUUUUGAUAUCAUCAAAACGUCAGUUAUAGUUUAAACCUGUACCCACCUGGAAGCCCAAGAAGAAUUUAACUAAAUACUGUAUGAACUUUGCAUCUGUCUUCACUGUGAAAACAUUAGGAGUAUGCCAUAAGUUCAAGUGUAUCAGGGUCAGAAGUGAGUGCAAUUGCUAUUACUACAGAGAAGGUAUUUAGGAAACUGAAAGGUCACCUGGACCAGAUAGUCUACAGCCCCAGUGUUCUGAAAGAGCUGGCUGGGAAGACUGUAGAGGCAUCGGUAAUGAACUUUCAAGAAUCACUAGAUUCUGCCGUGGUCCAGAGAACUAGAACAUCGCAAAUGUUACUCCGCUCUUCAAGAAGUGAGGGUGGCAGAAGAAAGCAAUAGGUCACAAGGCGCAGAAUGGAUAUGUCCCACAGAAGAAAAGUUUUCAAAUGGCAGAGGUAGGCAACCGUGGCUGACAAAGGAAGUUAAGGACUGCAUAAAAGUCAAGGAAAUGGUAUAUAACGUAGCAAAAGUGAGUAGGAAGCUUUUAAAAUCCUGCAAAAGGCAACUAAAAUACUAUAAGAAGGGAAAAUAUUAAAUAUGAAGGCAAACUAGCAAACAAUGUAAAGCAGGAUACUAAAAGUUUGUUCAGUUAUAUAAGUGAGGUGAGAGUCGAUAUUGGAACACUAGAAAAUGAUGCUGGUGAGGUAGUAAUGGAGGACAAAGAAAUGGCAGAUGAACUUGAUGGGUACUUUGCAUCAGUCUUCACUGUGGAAGACACCAGCAGUGUGCCAGAGGUCCAUGAGUGACAAGGAGCAGGACUGAGUGCCAUUGACAUUACAAAGGAAAAAGUGUUAGGCAAACUCAAAAGACUUAGCCUGGACCAGAUGGAUUACAUCCCAGAGUCCUGAAAGAGGUUGGUGGAGAGAUAACAGAUACAUUGGUCAUGAUCUUUCAAGAAUCACUUGAUUGUAGCAUGGUCCUGGCGGACUAGAAAAUUGCAAAUGUCACUCUACCUUUUUAAAUCUUUUUAUUGGAUUUUUCAAAGACAAAUACAUAGCGGUCAUAAUAGUAGAAAGGGAGUGGAAUUACAUUGUUGGCAAUUAACACACAAGUAGAAAUUAUAGGUAACACCGAUAUAAUUUACUUCCUAAAUCCUUAAUAUAAACAAAAUACAAGGAAAUAAAAAGAUGAAAAAACCCAAAUUGAAAACUCAAAAACAAAGUAAACUAAGCUAAGCUGAACUGAAACUAAACUAAACAAAGCUGGGCUAUUUUAUUAUAUCAAAUAAAAUUGUUAAUGUCAUCAACUCCGCUCCUCUACUCAAAUUAGUAAAUAAUAUAAAGGAAUCGGAUAAGGUCAAAUUACAUUCUAUGAAAGUGUUGAAUAAAUGGCAUCCAAGUUUCUUCAAAUUUAACUGAGAGAUCAAAGGUGCCUCUACUAAUUUUUUCUAAAUUUAAACAGGAUAUGGUUUGGGAAAACCAUUGAGAUGUAGUUGGAGGAUUCAUCUCUUUCCAAUUCAAUAAAAUAGAUCUUCUAGCCAUUAAAGUAGCAAAUGCAAUCAUCUGCCAAGCUGAAGAGGACAGAUCAAUCAGUGGUGAGCUAAAAAUACCUGCAGAAAUCCAAAAAGAACGGUGGCUUGGCACUGCCGAAUUUAAGAUUUUAUUAUUGGGCAUUAAUAUUCGAUAUUUAAUACUUUGGACACAAGAUGUGGAUAUUAUGUCAGUCCUCAAUGGGUUAACCUUAAAUGUAAUUCUGCACAAGGAUUUUCAUUGGUUUCCAUCUUUGGGACUUCACUUCCCUUUGUUCUUUCUAAAUUGAAUAAACGGUU